AAUGAACAAGAAAAAAGAGAAGAAGAAGAAGAGCACUCGGCAUAUCACGGAAGCGAGUCAUCCAGGCAGAAUCAGGGCGAGUUCAUCUGUCAAGUGCUGUCCGUUAGUUUGGGAGCCCUGGCAAGAUGUGUCCCGGGUGUGUGCAGAAGGAAUACCCCAGCAGGGGACAUACCUGCUUAGAGAAUGGUUCAUUUCUACUGAAUUAUGUUGGUUGUGCAAAAUGCAAUCAGAGAGACUUUGUACUGAUCAACAACAAAAUGAUUGAGGAGGAAGAUGGAGAGGAAAUCAUCACAUACGACCAUGUCUGUAAAAAUUGCCAUCACGUCAUUGCCAGACAUGAAUACACCUUCUCUGUCGUCGACGAUUAUCAGGAGUAUACAAUGCUUUGUCUGCUCUGUGGAAAAGCAGAAGACUCCAUCAGCAUUCUGCCAGAUGAUCCUCGACAAAUGGCUCCCCUCUUUUAAAAGCACGUGUGCACUGAUGAGCUCUGGCCAGAAGACAUCCCUUUGAUGAAAAUAUUUGUAGACAUUUUCUCUGAGUUGUUAACCUAUUGUAUAUUUAGUAUGAACUGAAUUACUGUAGAGAAGUGAAUAGUAAAUGCUUUUACUACUGCAUAACAUACUUAAUAAUAUCCAUUUUUUCGUAGAACUAACAAUUUAUUUUUAUUUCUUCCUUCAAACUGCUGUAACCUUUUAUCUGGGUAUUUGCUUUCUUGUACAUUCACAGAAUAAAUAAUACAGUAUAUAUUUGCAAAAAUUAACCACAUUCUUAUGUUAAUAAUUUUCUGAUGCGAAAAGGAUAAAAAUAAAAUCUGAAGGUUAUUAAUGUUUAUGUAACAUAUACACAAACUUUGCUUUAUAUAUUGUAACUUCAUUUACACCAUACUAAUAAUAAUAAUAAUAAUAAUAAAUUUUAUUUAUACAAGGUGCCUUUCUAAGCACUCAAAGACACUGAACAAUCAAUAAAUUAAAAAAAACACAUUAUAAACAAAACUUAAAACAUCAGAAAAUAUAAAAAUUAAAACCAAAACAAAAAACUACAAUCAUAGAGAAAAAGCCAUUUUAAACUUACAUGCAUCCAUUAUCCAACCCGCUAUAUCCUAACUACAGGGUCACGGGGGUCUGCUGGAGCCAAUCCCAGCCAGCACAGGGCGCAAGGCAGGAAAAAACCCCGGGCAGGGCACAAGCACACACACGGGACAAUGUAGAAUCGCCAAUGUACCUAACCUGCAUGUCUUUGGACUGUGGGAGAAAACCGGAGCACCCGGAGGAAACCCACACAGACACGGGGAGAACAUUCAAACUCCACGCAGGGAGGACCCAGGAAGCGAACCCGGGUCUCCUAACUGCGAGGCAGCAGCGCUACCCACUGUGCCACCGUGCCGCCCCCUUUUUAAACAGAUUGAAGGUUGAAAAUGAUUUGACAUUUCUAAGCUCAGUAGGUAGUGAGUUCCAGAGCUUGGGAGCAGAACGGCUGAAUGCUGUUCUCCCCAUGGUGGUUAGACAGGCGAGAGGGACGGUCGGAUGGAUGGAGGAAGAGGAUCUAAGGGUACUGGAGGGAUGGCAACAUGAAGAAGGUUGGACAGAUAUGGAGGGGCGAGGUUAUGAAUGGCCUUAAAUGUUAACAGCAGAAUUUUAAAAUCAAUUUGAAACUUAAUCGGGA
Molecule: messenger RNA, 1662 nt
Organism: Erpetoichthys calabaricus (reedfish)
Lineage: Eukaryota; Metazoa; Chordata; Cladistia; Polypteriformes; Polypteridae
Gene: churc1
Product: churchill domain containing 1
Exons: 4
Coding region: 126-464 (112 amino acids)
Biological process (GO): positive regulation of DNA-templated transcription; multicellular organism development; fibroblast growth factor receptor signaling pathway
Molecular function (GO): zinc ion binding
Source: RefSeq, a predicted model, not a curated record